This is a messenger RNA of Helianthus annuus (common sunflower), 3453 nucleotides long. RefSeq lists its product as uncharacterized. The coding region runs from base 1 to 3453 and encodes 1150 amino acids. Gene Ontology annotation, biological process: DNA repair; telomere maintenance. The record is from RefSeq and is a predicted model, not a curated record. Gene Ontology annotation, molecular function: DNA helicase activity. The transcript is spliced from 9 exons. Lineage: Eukaryota; Viridiplantae; Streptophyta; Magnoliopsida; Asterales; Asteraceae.
AUGGCAAGUAAGAGAAGAUUUAAAAAUACACCGUUGAUUGAUAAUACUUUAGUUGGGGAAUCAUCUAACAGAUUACUUACUAAAGAAAGAAGAAAAAUGCGCAAGCUUUAUCUAGAUAGCAAACGAUCGAAUUCAAAGAAACAAAGUACUGGUCCAUUUAGUAGAGGAUGCUCAAAAGUCGUUAAUCGAUCUCAGGUCAUUGACAAAGAGAAUUAUAAUCCAAAUAUUCCUUCAUCAUCUAAUAAUUUUCACACAGUGCGGAACUUGAAAUAUGUAACCACAACAGCAUCAUCAAGUACCAUAACGACCGGUGGUCUUACUUUGAAUAACCAAUUGAACCCUUCUACAAGUUCUCGGUUUUCUAUUGUUUCAAACAUUGUUAUACAAAACAGUAACUCCAUUGGUCAAUCUUCCUCAACGUUAACAAAGCUCAAUUCAGGUAAACAAAAGCUUUUACCUAAGAAACGCCGUGUUGAUCCUAUUCCAAUGUUAGAUCUUACUUCUGAUGAUGAGAAUGUAGACUUUGUUCCCAUUCAAGACCCUUCUAAGGGUGUCUCGACAGAUUAUUUGGAUCAUGGUAAUCAAAGCCUUAAAUGUGAGAUGUGUGAUUCAUUGUUAUGGACUGACGAAGGUGGUAAAGGGAGAAUUACAUUGGGUAAGUUAACCUAUAGCUUAUGUUGUGGUUAUGGAAAAGUGGAGCUUCCGGAUUUGAAAGAGCCUUCUUCAAUAUACAAGGAUCUAUUUGCAAAUUCUAAUGAAAACAGCAAGUAUUUUCUAAAGAAUAUUCGUCGAUAUAAUUCUAUGUUCGCCUUCACAUCCAUGGGUGGAAAAGUAGAUUCGAGCAUCAAUAGUGGUAGGGCACCAUAUGUAUUUCGUAUAAGUGGACAGAAUUUUCAUUCAUUAGGUGGUUUGGUACCUGGACCUGGAAAACAGCCAAAGUUCUCCCAGCUUUAUAUUUAUGACACUGAGAAUGAAGUUUCAAAUCGAAAUAAGUUGUUCAGUGACUCCACAAAUAAGUCCGACUUGCAUUUAAAGCAAAUAGAUCUUCAUCUCAUAAAGUUUAUAAAAGACUUCCUGGAUAAUAAUAAUCAGUUGGUUAAAAGUUACAGAAUAGCAAGAAACCACUUCAAUGAUAAUCCUAAUGAAAACUUCAAACUUCGUAUCAUUUACAAAAGAGAUCUUGAUGGUCGUACUUACAACUUGCCUUCAUCUUCUGAAGUUGCUGCAUUGAUUGUUGGGGGUAUCCAAGAAAUAGUUGACCAUCGUGAUAUUGUUGUUGAGUCUCACACUGAAGGUCUUCAACGAAUAAGUGAACUUCAUCCAUCAUAUCUUGCACUUCAGUAUCCAAUUCUUUUUCCCAAUGGUGAUGACGGAUAUAGAAUAGACAUUCCUCAUAGGGAUGGAAAAGAGGAUCUAUCUAAUACUGGGGUACGGUUAGUACUACCAUCAUCUUUUACUGGUGGUUCUCGGUAUAUGCAGCAAAACUAUCUAGAUGCUAUGGCUAUAUGCAAAUGGUUUGGAUAUCCUGAUUUUUUCAUUACGGUGACAUGUAAUCCUAAGUGGCCAGAGAUUAUCCGAUACCUUCGAAAUACUUCUAUUAAGCAAGAGGACAGACCAGAUAUUAUAUGUCGUUUGUUUAAGAUGAAACUGGAUUCAAUUAUAAAGGAUUUGAAGGACAAGAAAGUGUUUGGAGCACUAAGUGCAGCGGUUUAUACUGUUGAAUUUCAAAAACGUGGAUUGCCACAUGCUCACAUUUGUAUAUUUUUGAAACCUGAAUCCAAGCUUCUCUCUGUUGAUCAUGUAGACAAAUUCAUUUCUGCUGAGAUACCAGAUAAGAUUGAAGAUCCCGCUCUUUAUGCUCUUGUAUCCGAAUUUAUGAUGCAUGGUCCAUGUGGAAAUGCAAAUCCCAAUUGUCCUUGUAUGGUUGAUAAUAGAUGUUCAAAAAAAUUUCCAAAAAAAUUCAUUAAUGAAACAAUUACCGAUGCUGAAGGUUUCCCUGUAUACAGAAGAAGAGAUAAUGGAAACACCAUUAUCAAGUCCAGAGUUCAAUUAGACAACAGAAGUGUCGUUCCAUAUAAUCCGCUUCUUUUGAAAAGAUACCAAGCUCACAUUAAUGUAGAAUGGUGCAAUCAAGCGGGUUCUAUCAAAUAUUUGUUUAAGUACAUUAAUAAAGGUCCAGACAAAGCAUCGCUUGUGGUGUCAAAUGGAGACGGUACAAAUAACGAACAAACAGCAAAGGAUGAGAUCAAAGCUUAUUAUGUGUCACGGCCCCCGACCCGGUACGUUUCCGUUUGUGAAGCUUCUUGGAGAAUAUUUGCAAAUGAAGUUCACUAUAGGUUUCCUCCAGUUAUGAGACUUCCUUUUCAUAUGGAAGGUCAACAAAAUGUUGUGUUUGGUGCCGAAGACGAUAUUGAAGAAGUGUUGGACAAGCCAUCAGUCUCUUCAUCCAUUUUUUUAAAGUGGAUGGAGAUGAACAGAAAUAAUGAAGAAGAACGGAAACUUACGUAUGUUGAGUUUCCUACAAAAUUCUGUUGGAAACUAAAAGAUAGAGAUUGGGCAGAACGUAAAAGAAAAUUAUUACAGAUUGGACGCAUUCAUUCUGUUUCCCCUGCUUUGGGUGAACCAUAUUUUCUUAGAAUUCUUUUAAACAAAGUCAAAGGACCAAGAUCAUUUGAAGAAAUUAGAACUGUUGAUGGACAGUUGUUUCCAACCUUCAGGGAUGCAUGUUAUGCUAUGGGUUUCUUAGACGAUGACAUGGAAUACAUUGAAGCUAUUAAAGAAGCGAGUUUUACGGGAGAUGGUCGUUAUAUUCGUGCAUUGUUUGUUACUUUGCUCUUGUCAAACACAUUAUCAAGACCUGAAUUUGUUUUCGAACAAACAUGGAAAUACUUGGGGGAUGACAUUUUAUACAAUAGGAGAAAAGAAACAAAGAACAGAGAUCUUGUAAUGUCAGAUGAGAGAUUGAAGAACAAGACAUUGGUGGAGAUUGAGAAGUACCUCAUUCGAAAUUGGUCGUCUUUGACACGAUGGAAAACAAUUCCUUAUCCUGAUUACGAUUCCUUUGCUGUUGGAAACAAUCGUCUGGUUGACGAAGAACUGUCUUUUAAUGUUCCUCAGGUACAGAGCGAGUUAGAUAGUCUAAAAUCUUCAUUGACUGACGAACAACUAUCUGUUUAUAAUCAGAUUAUGACAGCCGUUGAAGGCGACAAAGGAGGUGUAUUUUUUGUUUACGGAUAUGGAGGAACGGGGAAGACGUUUUUGUGGAAGACGUUAGCCUUAUCCGUUAGGUCUAGAGAGCAGAUUGUUCUAAAUGUGGCUUCAAGUGGUAUUGCUUCACUUCUAAUGUCAAGAGGUAGAACGGCUCAUUCUAGAUUUCACAUCCCCAUAAAUUUAGAUGAGAGUUCUAUGUGUCACAUAAGGCCCGAUGGUGAUGUAGCUUAUCUGCUUAAGUAA